Messenger RNA from Betta splendens (Siamese fighting fish), 1932 nucleotides. RefSeq names its product forkhead box L2a (gene foxl2a). Gene Ontology annotation, molecular function: RNA polymerase II cis-regulatory region sequence-specific DNA binding; DNA-binding transcription factor activity, RNA polymerase II-specific. The transcript has a single exon. Gene Ontology annotation, biological process: regulation of transcription by RNA polymerase II; anatomical structure morphogenesis; cell differentiation. The record is from RefSeq and is a predicted model, not a curated record. The coding region runs from base 258 to 1178 and encodes 306 amino acids. NCBI's taxonomy places the organism in Eukaryota, Metazoa, Chordata, Actinopteri, Anabantiformes, Osphronemidae.
AAAAACGACUAAGGUUGCGCCUGCAGCAGAAAUCAGUGUAGAAAAACUCCGUCGAAGAGGCGAGAGGUGUCGAUUCGUGCAAUCUACUGAGCCGCAGAGUAACGACUGCUUUGUGCGCAGUUCGGGAAGAACCCGUUCAGCCCCCGGCUCCUCCCGAGGUUUGCCUGCGCAGCGGCGCGUUCGUCGGGCUCACAUGUGCCAUUAAGACCCCCGGUUGUUGGCAUUUGGACUGGACGUGUUUUGUUUUGGUGCGCGCAAUGAUGGCCACUUACCAAAACCCGGAGGAUGACGCAAUGGCCUUAAUGAUCCACGACACCAACAGCAGCAAGGAGAAGGAGCGACCCAAAGAGGAGCCGGCCCAGGACAAGGUCUCGGAGAAGCCGGAUCCUUCCCAGAAACCACCGUACUCCUAUGUCGCGCUCAUUGCCAUGGCCAUUCGAGAGAGCUCCGAGAAGCGCCUCACGCUGUCUGGUAUUUACCAGUAUAUAAUCAGCAAAUUUCCCUUCUAUGAGAAAAACAAAAAAGGCUGGCAGAACAGCAUCAGGCACAAUCUAAGUCUUAAUGAAUGCUUCAUUAAGGUUCCGCGUGAGGGCGGCGGGGAGAGAAAGGGGAAUUACUGGACACUCGACCCAGCCUGUGAGGACAUGUUUGAGAAGGGGAACUACCGGAGGCGCCGCAGGAUGAAGCGGCCGUUCAGACCCCCGCCGACGCACUUCCAGCCGGGCAAGUCCCUGUUCGGGGGCGACGGCUACAGCUACCUGUCCCCGCCGAAGUAUCUGCAGUCCAGCUUCAUGAACAACUCCUGGUCGCUGGGUCAGCCGCCCACGCCCAUGUCCUACACGUCCUGUCAGAUGGCCAGCGGCAACGUGAGUCCGGUGAACGUGAAGGGGCUGUCGGCCCCCUCGUCCUACAACCCCUACUCGCGGGUACAGAGCAUGGCGCUGCCGAGCAUGGUGAACUCUUACAACGGCAUGGGUCACCAUCACCACCCCGCGCAUCCCCACCACGCGCAGCAGCUGAGUCCCGCCACCGCCGCACCGCCGCCGGUCUCCUCCGGCAACGGGGGCGGCCUCCAGUUCGCCUGCUCCCGUCAGCCGACGGAGCUCUCCAUGAUGCACUGCUCGUACUGGGAACACGAGACCAAACACUCGGCGUUACACACAAGGAUUGAUAUUUAAAGUUUACCACGCGGUCCGCGCACCAACGGGGACUCGGUGACAACUAGUUCCUGUUAUUUCAAAACAGAACCAAGAGUAUUUCGAAGAGACGAUUCCGACGAGCUUUUUUGGGUCCAGCUGACGCCUAUAGCCGCGUGACGAUGGGGAGGUAUGCGUUACUGACAACGUGUUAUCAAAUGGAACCGAGACGUGAAGAAGUCGCCAGGACGCGUCAGGUAGCGCGAGCUCUGGGAACCAUUUCGUGCGCCUGCCUUUCACUUGAACUGAUGGCCAUUCAUUCGGUGUUUUAGUCAAGAUUGUGCUCGCGAAAAACCUCACUUUCACGGAGAUGGUCGCCGCCUUUGCUGUGCGUAAAGAUGCCUCUCGGCUUUACGCAGGGCUCAUCCAAACCAUUGCCUAAUUAAUCGUGAUCACGAGAUGCCCUAAUUAGGUCAGCGCUUUCUUGUGUAAUUAAUUCAGAGCUCAUUUUGGUAUCAUGUAUCAAGGUAAAACCUCCACGUGAGCCUCGUCCAGGUCAACAGACUGCCAAAAUCAGGGUUUUUCAUAUCUCUCGAUGCCAUGUGUAUGUAUAUUAUUUACGAAAUGACGCCAGCCAGUGCCAGGUUUUGUUAAUCGUUCUAAUUAUUAUUUUUUUUAUAAACGUGAUUAGCUUUAUAGUCUCAUUCAUGUUGGGGCCAUGUUUCAUUUUAAUUAGCACUUUUCCCUCUUUUCUAGGUUUGUGAAUUUCUUAAUAAACUUGUAUUUCUUAAAGUAA